Volvox carteri f. nagariensis is the source of this 999-nucleotide messenger RNA. It is a transcript of the gene bca3, whose product is annotated as branched chain amino acid aminotransferase. The coding region runs from base 1 to 999 and encodes 332 amino acids. The transcript has 9 exons. Gene Ontology annotation, molecular function: catalytic activity. Lineage: Eukaryota; Viridiplantae; Chlorophyta; Chlorophyceae; Chlamydomonadales; Volvocaceae. The record is from RefSeq and is a predicted model, not a curated record. Gene Ontology annotation, biological process: carboxylic acid metabolic process.
AUGGCUGGCUGGCUGGCUGGCUGCACGCAACACCGUGGCCAUGGCCGCAGCACCCACGCGUAUGCUCCGGACCCCCGCAAUGAGGACGUGCUGGUCGGGAUCCGCGACGGAGUCACCGGCCGAUUUGAACUGGUGUGGCGGCCGCACGCCCGCGUGUCGGUGCUGGACAGCGGCUACAUGCUGGGUGACGGCGUGUGGGAGGGCAUACGACUGCAUAACGGUGUGUUGUACCUGGCGGAGGAACACCUGGAUCGGCUGUGGGAGGGAGCCAAGGCCAUCGAUAUGGAGCUGGGGUUAACUAGGCAGCAGCUGCAACAGCUGGUGUACGAUACGGUGGACGCAAACGGCAUGAGCUCGGGUGUUCACAUCCGCCUGAUGGUCACCCGGGGCCUAAAGCCCACCCCCUACCAGAACCCGAACAUCACCGUUGGCCAGCCGACCAUCGUCAUCAUACCCGAAUUCAAGGAGCCCUCCCCCGUGCCCCGGGAGGUUGGCAUUCGCCUGUUUACCGUACAUGUACGGCGGGGCCCUCCUGACGUACAGGACCCUGGAUGGAACUCCCACUCUAAGCUCAACUGCAUCGCCGCGUGCAUUCAGGCCAAUAAGGCGGGGGCGGACGAGGCGCUGAUGCUGGACCCCCAGGGCUUCGUAGCCACCUGCAACUCAACCAACUUCUUCAUCGUACGGAAGGGCGAGGUGUGGGCCCCCAGUCCUCGCCACCAGCUGCGGGGAAUCACUCGAGCGAGGGUUCUGGAGCUGUGUCGCCAGUACGGCAUCCCCUGUCGCGAGACGGACUUUUACCUCACACAGGUGUACAGCGCGGACGAGGCCUUCGUGACGGGUACCUUCGCUGGCGUCAUCCCAGUCGUACAGGUGGACGGUCGUACUAUUGGAAAUGGCAAACGGGGGCCUAUGGCGGCGCGGCUGCAGCAGCUCCAUACUGCUUUUGUGGACAGCUACUGCUCGGGGGGCCGCAGGUCCCUGACUGAGGAGUGGUAG